AUGUCUUGGGCAGGGUUUAAGAAAAAUGUCAACCGUGCGACGACGCAGGUAAUGAUGAAGACCGGUCAUGUUGAACGAACAAAUGACCGAGACUACGAGAUCGAGGAACGACGAUACCGGGUGAUGGAGACUGCUGCAAACCGACUGGCAAAGGAGGCCAAGGGAUACUUGGACUCGUUGCGAGCCAUGACUGCAUCCCAAAUGCGCAUUGCUGAAACCAUUGACGCCUUUUAUGGUGAUGCCGGCACCCAGGAUGGUGUCAGCCGAAGCUAUAAGCAAGCUGUGGAGGACCUAGAUACAGAAACUAUCAAGGCUCUAGAUGGCCCAUACCGAGCCACUGUCCUCGAUCCUAUCAAUCGCUUCUGUGCCUACUUUCCCGAUGUGAACGAGUGUAUCAAAAAACGCAACCACAAACUCCUCGAUUAUGACGCUAUGCGUGCCAAGGUCAAGAAGCUUGUCGAGAAGCCUGACAAGGACGUCACAAAGCUGCCUCGCACAGAACGGGAAGCUGAAAUUGCCAAACAGGCCUACGAGACUCUAAACGAUCAGCUUUUCACCGAGUUGCCCCAACUUAUUGACCUACGUGUUCCCUAUCUUGAUCCUAGCUUCGAGGCUCUUGUCAAGAUCCAGCUGCGUUUCUGUGCGGAGGCAUACUCACGUAUGGCUCAAGUACAGCAAUACCUUGAUGCUGAGACAAGAGACCAGUAUGCUCGGGGUGACUUGGAUAACCGGGUUGAGGAAGUGCUACAGGAGAUCCGUGACCUAAGUAUUGCUGGUACUGUUUGA
Messenger RNA from Penicillium taxi, 786 nucleotides. RefSeq names its product amphiphysin-like protein RVS161. Gene Ontology annotation, biological process: actin filament organization; actin cortical patch localization; endocytosis. Bases 1 to 786 code for a protein of 261 amino acids. Gene Ontology annotation, cellular component: medial cortex; mating projection tip; actin cortical patch. The transcript is spliced from 6 exons. NCBI's taxonomy places the organism in Eukaryota, Fungi, Ascomycota, Eurotiomycetes, Eurotiales, Aspergillaceae. The record is from RefSeq and is a predicted model, not a curated record. Gene Ontology annotation, molecular function: protein binding; lipid binding.